AUGUUUCAACCCGGCACAUCCAUUUUUAUUAAACUGGUCAAAAGCAAACCAGUACUAUACGACGCAAAUCAUAGAGAUUACAAGAAUGUGCACCUUAAGAAUAAAAUAUGGGAGGAAAUUGGCGAAAAAGUUGACAUGUCCGGAGAGUUUGCCAAAAUGAAAUGGAAAAACCUGCGAGACACGUACAUAAAGUAUUUGAAAACUAACCAGGCAAUGUCAACACGCGGUCUUGAGACAUCAAGCUAUAACCGUUACGGCAAAUGGCAGUGGGCUUCAAGCAUGUCGUUUAUAAAAUACCACACUGGUGUACUGAAUGACUCAACUCGAGAAUUAGGAGCAGCAAAUUGUAAAGACACUGAACAAGAGUCAGAUAAAGAAGAGGAAAAUGCUGCUUCCACAAGCAAUAACAUCUUUACAAGUAACAAAGUAUUCUAUAACACCAGAAAAAGGUCUAAUUGUAUCACUGACUCCCCACCACCUGCUCAAAUUUCGAAUAGUUUAACAUCCACUGAACAUAUUAUGGUAGGAUAUGCAAAAGCUAUCGAUAACUUCAGUUCGAAACGCAGACAAAUUCUAACCAAGAUGAAGAUAGCUAAUAUAAUUAUGGAAGCUGAAUUAAAAGAUGAACAAGAAAGAGCAAAUGAUGUAUCUAAUAUGAUAAUAUCUGAUAGUGAUGAUUCUGUAGAUCCUAGUGCCAGUAAAAACUAUCAUUUAAGAAAGUCUCGACGGACUGUAGGUUCAGAUUAUAGUAAUAGUUUUUCUCCAGUCGAUUCGCCAAUACAAAUGUCUGAUCCCAAAAAAGACAUUGAAAAAGUCAAUUUAGAAGCUGAUGGUCCUUUAGUAGAUGUUAAAUGUAAAAUUGAAAUUGAAGAUACUUAA
Messenger RNA from Spodoptera littoralis (African cotton leafworm), 879 nucleotides. NCBI's taxonomy places the organism in Eukaryota, Metazoa, Arthropoda, Insecta, Lepidoptera, Noctuidae. The record is from the annotation of a GenBank genome assembly.